Molecule: messenger RNA, 836 nt
Organism: Gossypium raimondii (Peruvian cotton)
Lineage: Eukaryota; Viridiplantae; Streptophyta; Magnoliopsida; Malvales; Malvaceae
Product: protein phosphatase 1 regulatory inhibitor subunit PPP1R7 homolog
Exons: 6
Coding region: 1-777 (258 amino acids)
Cellular component (GO): cytoplasm
Molecular function (GO): protein binding; cytoskeletal motor activity
Source: RefSeq, a predicted model, not a curated record
AUGAUUCUCUUACAGCAUGUUUGCUUGGGGUUAUUUCUUUUUGUACAAGAGUUAAUACUUAGGGAUAAUAAACUGACGAAAAUACCAGAUGUGGGUAUAUUCAAGAAGCUCUUAGUUUUUGAUGUUUCUUUCAAUGAAAUCACUUCAUUACAAGGAUUGUCGAAGACCUCCAGCACAAUCAAGGAACUCUAUUCCAAAAAUGAAGUUACUAAUAUGGAGGAGAUUGACCACUUGCAUGAGUUGCAAAUCCUUGAACUUGGUUCUAACAGACUACGGGUGAUGGAAAAAUUGCAAAAUUUUACAAAGUUACAAGAACUGUGGCUAGGAAGAAACCGAAUUAAAGUGAUCAACCUUUGUGGGCUUAGUUGCAUCAAGAAGAUUAGCUUGCAAAGUAACCGGUUAACAUCUAUGAUAGGGUUGGAGGAAUGCAAUGCCCUAGAAGAAAUAUACUUGAGCCACAAUGGUAUUGCAAAAAUGGAAGGCCUAUCAAAAUUGGUCAACCUCCGAGUAUUAGAUGUUUCAUCAAAUAAGCUAACAUCAGUCGAUGAUAUUCAAAACUUAACAAGGUUGGAAGACUUGUGGCACAAUGACAACCGAAUAGAAUCACUUGAGGACAUAGCUGAGGGUGUUUCUGGUUCAAGAGAAAAGCUUACUACUAUCUACCUUGAAAAUAAUCCAUGUGUACGGUUUGCAACUUCGCGAUCUCCUAACUACAAUGCUACCCUGAAACAAAUUUUCCCCAAUAUUCAGCAAAUCGAUUCUGAGGUAUUUGCUUAGAAAUUUUGAUAGGAUCUGGACUAUUGUAGUUGAAUGUUCAUAAAUUUGCAAUCACGCGU